Scatophagus argus is the source of this 2232-nucleotide messenger RNA. It is a transcript of the gene slc25a48, whose product is annotated as solute carrier family 25 member 48. Gene Ontology annotation, cellular component: mitochondrion. The record is from RefSeq and is a predicted model, not a curated record. Gene Ontology annotation, molecular function: transmembrane transporter activity. Gene Ontology annotation, biological process: transmembrane transport. The transcript is spliced from 7 exons. The coding region runs from base 329 to 1279 and encodes 316 amino acids. Lineage: Eukaryota; Metazoa; Chordata; Actinopteri; Scatophagidae.
CGUCUCUAUUGGCUGCGAGCCUUAGGCCAGCUCGCACUUGAUUGGCCCCCAGAGCUGUCCCGCACAUUCAAACUCGCCCCUGAUUGGCUGCGGGUGUCAACCCCCGUUUGUGUGUCUUUCUUAUCAAAGCACAAGCUCUUUUAGUUUUGUCCCAAACGAUUCACAACGCAGUAGUAUCAGUGAAAACACGAAGCUCGGUCACCUCCUCCUCCUCCUCCUCCUCCUCAUCAUCAUCAUCAUCGCCAGCGGACAGACCGCCCGACUUUUCAUCCUCUCACUGAUUGAUGAGCUGCGUUCACGCCAAGUUUGGAAGCGCUCCGAGUUCAAGAUGCAAACCUCAACGAGCUUCCAGUUGGAUGAUUUCCUGGCAGGAUGGAUCGGCGGAGCUUCCAGUGUGGUCGUGGGCCACCCGCUGGACACAGUGAAGACGCGGCUGCAGGCGGGGAAAGGCUACAGCAACACACUUCACUGCGUCCUCACCAUCUACAGGAAGGAAACGGUCGUGGGCUUCUUUAAGGGCAUGUCCUUCCCGCUGGCCAGCAUCACCGUCUACAACUCUGUGGUGUUCGGCUUCUUCAGCAACACACAAAGGCUCAUAAGCAAAUAUCGCUAUGGCGAUGGGCGGCAUCCUUGUGGCAUGCUGGACCUGACUGUGGCCAGUAUGCUGACUGGACUGGUGUCAGUGGGCCUGGGAGCUCCGGUGGAUCUGGUCAAGAUCAGACUGCAGAUGCAGACGCAGACGGUUCUCGGAGAGAACCUGCACCUUGCUGGGAACGUAUCCAGUGGCGCCAACAUCCCCCUGCGUGCCGUCGGCCUCUCCGGACAGAGGCUGUACCGGGGCCCCAUCCACUGCAUCAGCAGCAUCCUGCAGACCGAGGGCCUGCCGGGCCUGUACAGGGGUGCAGGGGCCAUGAUCCUGAGGGAUGUUCCCGGAUACGUGCUCUACUUCAUCCCUUACACCAUCUUCUGCAACCUGCUGAGGCCGGACGCCAAGUCGAGCCCUCAUCCCUGCUCCAUCUGGCUGGCUGGAGGCCUGGCAGGGUCCAUCUCCUGGGUCACGGCCACGCCAGCCGACGUGGUGAAGAGCCGAAUGCAGGCAGACGCUCAGCUGCAGAGGAAGUACAAGGGAAUCCUCCACUGCAUCAUCCACAGCUACAAGACGGAGGGAGCACAGGUUUUCUUCCGCGGGGCGUCGGUCAACGCCAUUCGAGGCUUCCCGAUGAGCGCCACCAUGUUCCUGACCUACGAACUCUCCCUGCAGUUCUUCAGGAGUCUGUAGGACGAAGACACGCAGACAGACGGUGUGGGACUACAGACUGGUCGGUUUUAGCGGCUGUGAGUCUGCUACCUGACCUGAACACGUCAGCCCCGUAAACACUUCGCUGUGGAGCGAUGAAGUGUUUGAGCCUUUACUGACCUUCUAACCACACAGAGCUUGUUGAUCAGUGAUGUUUUAAUGCAGUAUUUUGGUCCUGCAAUAAUUAAAUCAAAUCCGAUUAUUUUUAUGAAGAAAGUUCUGUUGCAACUUAUUAACAGCGGUUGUUAAAUAAAUUGUUAAAAAAACAAAAAAAAAUGUUAGCAUCGCACAGCUAAUGGGAGAAACAUGCUUAUUUAACCAAAGAACUCAGAGUGUGUUCGUCCUCCUCUCCUUUUAAUUUGAAAGAUGAAGAACCCGUGGUGUGUUUUAUACGAAGGAUGUGACGUUUUCAACAGCUGCCGAUCCGGUUCUUUCUUUGAUUGAUCGACUGUGUAAAACUUUCAUUCGAGUAGUUAAUGACACAUUUUGAUUUCACUUUUUAGAUUCAAACUGGGAACUAAAUGAAGAGUGACUCGUGCUGCAUUGAAAAGCAUCAUGAGCUGUUACCUUCCGGUGCACAUGGACUGUAUGUGCAUCCCAUGUUACCGUCCAGAUGUACAUACCGUAUUGGUGUAUUUCUUAUAUUAAGAAAAGUCUUACAGUUACAUUGAUGCUUUAUACAGGGACUUCUGUCAUUUCUAUCACUAACAUGUCAGCAGUUAGGAUUCAUGUUUAGACUUCAUGCAGAAAAGGUUUUAGUCAUUAUUUCAGCUUUGGAGUGAAUACCUUUAAAGAGAUGUCUUCACCUGCACAAUAGUUCAAUUUUACAAACCUUUCUUGUCAUGUAUAUACUUGUAAAUAUGUGAAGUGCCAUUCCAGCUGGCGGAGAGCCAAAAGUGUCUUAUUGUAAAUAAAUAAAGCUUUUGAACACGUCA